This is a messenger RNA of Trichobilharzia szidati, 1035 nucleotides long. The record is from the annotation of a GenBank genome assembly. NCBI's taxonomy places the organism in Eukaryota, Metazoa, Platyhelminthes, Trematoda, Strigeidida, Schistosomatidae.
AUGAAUUCAACAAUUUGUUCAUUUCGCAAACAGACUAUGCUACAGUUCACUUCUCUUGGUGUCUGGUGUGUUCUGAUUCUACCUCUCCUUUCCAUUCAAGGAUGUUCUGGUAUUAUAAUAUCGAAUCCAGUGUAUCAAAGGCGCUUGUCAAAUACAGUUGACGCACCGCACGAGAAUGAAUGGCGUGAGAUUCCUGAAUCAUCUGUGAGUGUGCUUGGUACGGUGAGAAAUAAUACACUGUCAAGUCAAGACGUGUUGCGUACACCUGUCAUGAAUACGAUUCUUAGUCCGACUGGAUUUCAAUUCGUUGGAAGAGAUGACGGAACCUCAUUGUAUUCUGCACCUCAGAAUAAAGCCUCAUCACAGACACAGAAACAACCACAAUCUCAGCCAAUCUCAACGGGGAUUACACGGGAGGCAUUAGAGAAAUUCACUGGUAAUUUAGAUGACUCUGACAGUAGUCAUUUCAAAAACAAUCCAUCGGUGAAUCAACAAGUGAGUCGUGAACAAUAUCCCAUCUGGAAUCCGCGGGCACAAAUUGAUCUUUAUCGUGGUCGACAAGCUGUAUUAACAUCAGCAGCAGAACAACAACCACCACAAGUGAGAACUCCCUCACUGCUCACACCAUAUGCCACAGGUGUACCAUAUCAAAAUCUGAGGGAUCUGUUUUAUCCAAAAUAUACAAUAGGUCUGAAUACACCGUUUGAACAGAAUACUCAUUGGCGAAGAACCCCACUACUUUUACUGCCAUCAUCAAAUAUGCUUCAGUAUAACAGACUGUCUACGGAAUAUCCAUUGAACUCGCGACUUCGAAGUACUCUAUCUCAACCAAACUUGAUUUUUGGACAACAACCUCGCGUUAUUUUUGUAAGACAGUAUAUGCAGUCCAAUCAACCUCAGCGCUUCAAUGAACCGGGAGUGGCGAGAACAUUACAACCAUAUGGACAAGUGGUGACGCCACAGAAUAACACGAGAGAUCCUAGACUUUUUCUGAAUGUAAGUCGCAAUGAUGUAAUAGGAAGAUUGUUUGGGUAA